ACCGGGUGCAGAUACGUGUAAAAAUAAACGCACAAUUACUUUUUUUCUCGCACAAAUCGGACUCCAAAUCCCUGAAACUGCAAAAUGUACAAGAAUCUGGAGGAGCACAACCGGCUGGUGAACAAAUACCUGAAGAUUUUCUUCGUGGUGGCGCUUUACUGGUGCACCUCCAUUCUAACGGUUUUUGUGAAUAAACACCUGCUGAGCAGCGAUACAGUGAACCUGGGGGCUCCCCUCUUCAUGUCCUGGUUCCAGUGUGUGAUUUCCACGGUCAUCUGCUUCCUGGCCAGUCGCCUGAGCAGGAAGUACCCUUCGGUGUUCACGUUUCCCGAGGGGAAUCCGCUGGACAUCGACAUUUUCCGGAAGAUCCUGCCCCUUUCCGUGCUGUACACCUUGAUGAUUGGCGCCAACAACCUGUCGCUGUCCUACGUCACAGUGGCAUUCUACUACAUUGGCCGCUCGCUGACCACCGUGUUCAGUGUGGUCCUGACCUACGUGAUCCUGCGCCAGCGCACCAGCUUCAAGUGUCUGAUGUGCUGUGCCGCCAUUGUCAUAGGCUUCUGGCUGGGAGUGGACCAGGAGAGCCUCACAGAAGUCUUCUCUUGGCGGGGCACCAUCUUCGGAGUGCUCAGCUCGCUGGCCCUGGCCAUGUUCUCCAUUCAGACGAAGAAGUCGCUGGGCUAUGUCAACCAGGAGGUGUGGCUGCUCAGCUACUACAAUAAUCUGUAUUCAACUUUGCUAUUUUUGCCGCUAAUCAUCAUUAACGGCGAGUUGGAGACGAUUAUCACGUAUCCGCACCUGUGGGCGCCUUGGUUUUGGGCCGCCAUGACCCUAAGUGGCAUUUGUGGCUUCGCCAUUGGAUUUGUCACUGCGCUGGAAAUCAAGGUCACUUCCGCCCUAACGCACAACAUCUCGGGCACCGCAAAGGCCUGCGCCCAGACGGUGAUUGCAACCCAGUAUUACCAUGACGUUCGAUCGGCGCUCUGGUGGACCUCCAAUGUGGUGGUUCUGGUGGCCAGUGCCGCCUACACCCGGGUCAAGCAGCUGGAGAUGCUGCGCCAGCACCAGCACCGCAGCACUGCCACCCUGAAGGCCUAGAAGCAAUAGCCAUGCCGCCAAAAUAAUGUAGACUGUUUAGGACUCUAGGAGAUGUAAGUUUAAAGUAUGCACAAACAAACCAUCAACAAAAAUA
Messenger RNA from Drosophila elegans, 1192 nucleotides. It is a transcript of the gene nac, whose product is annotated as GDP-fucose transporter 1. The record is from RefSeq and is a predicted model, not a curated record. NCBI's taxonomy places the organism in Eukaryota, Metazoa, Arthropoda, Insecta, Diptera, Drosophilidae. Bases 85 to 1098 code for a protein of 337 amino acids. The transcript is spliced from 3 exons. Gene Ontology annotation, biological process: GDP-fucose import into Golgi lumen; protein O-linked glycosylation via fucose. Gene Ontology annotation, cellular component: Golgi apparatus. Gene Ontology annotation, molecular function: antiporter activity.